GGCAGUAAUAAAAAAGGCAGAGGGCUGCAGCGACAGUUAACUUAAGUCUGGACACAGGUAUCAAACAGCCGACCGUGGUUCAGAGCUUGAAUCUACUUCUUCUCUCCUGGCCAAAUUGGUACAGCAUGUCCGAAAUGCUUGACGACAUCCUCACAAAGAACUUCAUGAACCUGGCCCUGGAUGAAGUCUUGCUCUCGCAACCGUCUCAACUUAAAGUCCCAGGGCAGAGUCGCCUCAACCGGUCAGCUUCCUUCUUCUCUCCCCCCUCCCCUCCUGCCUCCUCGAGCCACAGCAUGAGCACAGAGCAUGUUAACUACAACGACAAUGGCAGCCCUCUCUGGCCUUCCAACAUCUGGAGCCAGGGCCCUGUCUCCAAACCCAAACAGCUGCCCUUCAGGCCCGACCGCUCCAUGAGUCUGACAGAGUCCAGCAGCAGCCUGCUCAACUCCUUCGCACAGCUGAAGAACCUGGAGGCUUUCCCCUCAGUCCCUGCCACCACUGUGGCUCCGCCGCCGGGCUUCCCUCCCUCGUCUAACCUCCCACCCCAGGUCCAACCGAUGGUGUCCCCUAAUCGUUACAAGACCGAACUGUGUCGUGGCUUCCAGGAGACCGGCAGCUGCAAGUAUGGCAGUAAAUGCCAGUUUGCCCAUGGCGAGGCAGAGCUCAGGGGACUGUACCGCCACCCCAAGUACAAGACGGAGCCCUGCAGAACCUUCUACAACUUCGGCUACUGCCCUUACGGCUCUCGCUGCCACUUCAUCCAUGAGGAUAAAGCCAGCGGCGGUCCGUUACCAUCUUCCAAAUUCCAGAAUCAACAGCAACCUCCCACAGCGGCUCGCCACCAGCUCCGCCAGAGUGUCAGCUUCGCUGGGUUCCUGGGCUCCCGCAGCUCACCUCCUCCAUCAUUCCCGUCAUCUUUCAAUGAUCCUAACAUGGGGUUCAGCCGUGCUCCCUCUGUUUCUCCACCUCCUGCUGAUCUCCUCUCCCCAGUGUUUGCCGACUCCCUGCAGCGGGAGGCAGCCGCAUUCCAGUUUGGCAACCAUCAGACCCGUGCCAGCACCGGAGACAUCCACAACAUUCCUGUCAUCCUGGAGCCAAAGGCCUCAUGCUGUGUGUGUGGCCAUGGAAAUAACUUUAACAGCAACAACAGCAGAGCUUUUGCCAACAUGGAGGAUGGGCACCACCAGGACGGCAAGCUGUUUCCUGGUCCUGGGGGAUUCAUGAAGCCUGCUGGACUCCAGCGCUUCUCCUCCGAGGACUCCCUGGAGGACAGCUACAGCAGCAGCAGCGGCGGCUCCAGUGGAACCGAGUCUCCGACGUUCGAUGGGUCAGCCACCAAGAGGCUCACCGUGUUUGAACGCCUGUCCCUGUCCGACUGAACGGAGGGAGAGAACAGAAGAGAACUGACACCUUGUUAACCGUGUCUGUUCAUCUGAGCUCCCUCCAGAACCAGAACUGAUCAGGACAAGUCAACUUUUGACACAAUAACACUUAAAAGUUCUUAAUUUAUGUUUGUUAAAAAAAAUGGAACUCGUCUUGGAUAAACUACACACGCUGAGAUGAUUUUAAUACCCUCUAUUUUUAUACUUUAAAUACGUUGUAGCCUAUUAGACCUUUGUAUGUGGUCUUCCAUAAAAAUUAACUCUUCUGCAGGUCUUGACAGUACCAGUAAACAGCCUGGUUUGUUCUUACCGUAAAUCUGUAGUGAUCAAAAUGGCUUAUCUUUAGCGAUAAUCAUUAAAUGCUGUGCCUUAAUGAUUCUCCUUGCCUCAUAGGCUAUGUACUCUGGUGCCAUGAACAGUAUGUUUGAUUCAGUAGCCUUAAUCAGUGAGACCUGACAUGUGUCAUUGAUGCCAUUUUUAUCUGUGAUAUGCACUUUACAGCUAAUUCAAAUGGGAGAACCUGUCGAGUCUCCCAGUAGCAUUCAACCAAAGCUUCAUACUUCACUCUGCUCUUGUGUGUGUAUGUGUGUGUGCGUGUCUGUACAUAUGCGUGUGUGGGUGAAUGUGUCAUUUUUCUGAGACCUGGGGUGCUAACGCAUGCGUAACUUGCAGAAUUUUGAAAGAUCAAAGUGUGCUGAUAGAAAAAAGUGAAUGUCUGACAUGUUAUGCAAGAGUUGCUUCUGUAAAACGUUCUGUUAUCUUUGCCAUUUUGUAGAAUUGCACCCCAUCUUUCAUCGUCCCCCGUUUGUUUGACAACCUGGUUCAGGGACUUUAACACCGCAGUAUUCCUAUCGGUUAUCGGUUGCCUUGUGUUUGUUUAACUUAAACUAAUAUAUUUAUUAUGAUAUUUAUUUGUGUUUAAAGAAAAAAAAGUGUAUUUUGUACGUUAUUUAUGGAAAAAAAUAUUUCAAGGUCUGUGAAAUGCCAAUGUGAGAAAGUGCAGUAAAACUAAAAAAAAGAGAAUCUUAUAUUUUUAAUUGUCUGAAAGGGACAAAAUAAAUUUCUGAAUAAAGAAAUGAAUGUAC
Messenger RNA from Acanthopagrus latus (yellowfin seabream), 2467 nucleotides. RefSeq lists its product as uncharacterized. NCBI's taxonomy places the organism in Eukaryota, Metazoa, Chordata, Actinopteri, Spariformes, Sparidae. The record is from RefSeq and is a predicted model, not a curated record. The transcript has 2 exons. Bases 126 to 1379 code for a protein of 417 amino acids. Gene Ontology annotation, molecular function: mRNA binding; metal ion binding.